AUGCAAUUCCCAAACACUCAAGUCGUUUUCAAGACCAUCCCAGUUAUAACUGCCAGCCAGACUCCAGCUAUUCCCAAGACUCUUUUCCUUGUUCAAUGGGAAACGAUUUUAAUGCAUGGAAAGGAAGUAUUUGACCUGGCCUAUGGAUGUCCAAGUGAUUCCAACUCGGACCUACCCAUGACUUCUUCUUCAAGUGAUCAGCCCAUGGGUAGUGCCACUGCUAAAUGGAAUUACCGAAACCGGUCAGUUUCUGCUCCCAUUCCAGAUAAACCCAAAUUCCUGCUUCCCAAUUUAAAACCAGCAUCACCCAUACUCAAUCAUGACAAUGCUGAACCCAUUUUUGAAUUCACCCCACAUACUCAAGUAGGAGUAUCCCCCGCAUUUUCUGCUUUACUUAAAGAAAAGAUGCGGAGUGAUUAUAAUCAGGGAUAUCCGAAAGGGAAUCCGACCUGGAUAGAACCUGGAAGACGACCCGGGACUGUCUCAAUCCAGUCCAAGAUGAAAUGGAUCCCUGAGCAAAUCCGCGUUGAUUAG
Molecule: messenger RNA, 534 nt
Organism: Cantharellus anzutake
Lineage: Eukaryota; Fungi; Basidiomycota; Agaricomycetes; Cantharellales; Hydnaceae
Exons: 3
Coding region: 1-534 (177 amino acids)
Source: RefSeq, a predicted model, not a curated record